GGGGCGGACGGGACGGGGUCCUGCGGCCUCGGGAAGGGUCCUAGGAGAGGGCUCAGACCCGAGAUCAGAGCGGGGUGAGGUCUGGGGGACACCUGGGUCCCCCUCCAUGACCUGGGGGCUCACGGAGCACAACCGGGACUGAGAGUCCGCUCGGGACUUGCCGGGGCCUGAAGGUCUCCCGGUUCAUUGUGAGAAGCCAGGUCGGGGAUCUGUCCUGAGGGGGUCUCCGCUUCAGGGUCCCCUGAGGGGCCCCCCACAACUCGGGGUAUGGGGGGCACCCAUCGGGAAUCAGCUGGAGGAGGAUCUAUGGAAGGCGGGUCGCGAUGGUGAAGCUGUUCAUCGGGAACCUGCCGCGGGAGGCGACGGAGCAGGAGAUCCGCUCCCUGUUCGAGCAGUACGGGAAGGUGCUGGAGUGCGACAUCAUCAAGAACUACGGCUUCGUGCACAUCGAGGACAAGACGGCGGCCGAGGACGCCAUCCGCAACCUGCACCACCACAAGCUGCACGGCGUCUGCAUCAACGUGGAGGCCAGCAAGAACAAGAGCAAGGCCUCCACCAAGCUGCACGUGGGCAACAUCAACCCCGCCUGCACCAACCUGGAGCUGCGCGCCAAGUUCGAGGAGUACGGCCCCGUCAUCGAGUGCGACAUCGUCAAGGACUACGCCUUCGUGCACAUGGAGCGGGCCGAGGACGCCGUGGAGGCCAUCCGGGGGCUGGACAACACCGAGUUCCAAGGCAAGCGGAUGCGCGUGCAGCUGUCCACCAGCCGGCUGCGGACGGCGCCCGGGAUGGGAGACAAGAGCGGCUGCUACCGCUGCGGGAAGGAGGGGCACUGGUCUAAGGAGUGCCCGGUCGAUCGCCCGGGGCAAGUGGCGGACUUUGCCGAGGCCUAUAACGAGCAGUACGGAGCCGUGCGCACUCCCUACACCGCGGGCUAUGCGGAGACCGUGUAUUACGAUGAGGCCUACGGCGGGAUGGCCGACUACUACAAGCGCUACCGCGUCCGCUCCUACGCCACGGCCUCGGCGUACGACGCCUACGCGGAGCAGACCAUGGCCCAGUACUCCCAGUACGCCCAGUACUCCCAGGUCCA
Molecule: messenger RNA, 1093 nt
Organism: Parus major (Great Tit)
Lineage: Eukaryota; Metazoa; Chordata; Aves; Passeriformes; Paridae
Product: RNA-binding protein 4B-like
Exons: 3
Biological process (GO): mRNA splicing, via spliceosome
Cellular component (GO): nuclear speck
Molecular function (GO): RNA binding; zinc ion binding
Source: RefSeq, a predicted model, not a curated record